AUGUUUUCUCUAACGCUCACCACUUUACUACCCCUCGUACCACUCCUUGCCUCCGUCUCCGCCCAGUACACCGCAACCUACCAAGUCGGUUCCCUCCCUCAAUAUUCCGAAGAAGGUCAAUCGGGUACAAACCAGUGCGGCACCACCUCAUCCCAGACAUCAAAUUGUCAGAACGUAUUCGUCAAUGCCGUAGACGAUUUCUGUCUUUGGGGUCCACCUGAUACUCACUCGGAAGAGGGGGACGGGACAUCUAAAAUCGGGAAUGUCGAGCAAAUCGUAGUGGCGUACUGUCUCAAAGAUGGGUACGGAACCAGACUGAUUCCAGAGGGUACGAUCAAAGGUGCUCAUUUCGUCAAAGUCGAAUCUGAAAAAGUAUCUUACGUUCAAGUAACGGGUAAUGGUGAUCUCACGAAAUUGCUCAUCCCUGCUGGUGAUGAAGGUGGUGAAUUGGAUCCUCACUCAUGGACAGGUCUUGGUAACCCCCAAGGUGGUCUAGUAUUCACCAACGCCUUUUCAGGUUCUUACGAACAGACUCAUGAAUGGACUAGUUUCAUGUCUUCUGACGAAUUCUGUAUCCGAGCAUGUCGAGAUGGACCCAACGCCGCAGCAUACUGCGAACACAUCUACGACGUCCUAUCAUGUGGUUUCACCAUUCCGGGAGAUAUGGGAGAUGGAUUCGAUCAGUGUCUCGGUGCUCCCACGGACGAAGCUCCCGGUGUAUAUGACGGUGUGAAAUUCCACCAGGAUGAUCCUACCACACCUGCCCCCCACCCUGCAGGAGCCACUUCCCAAUGUACUCCUUACAGUACGAUUGGGGGUGGAACAGCAAAUGUAGCUGCUGUCACUCAACUCGCUUCCGUCCAAAGUUCUUCUACAUCCGCCUCGGCCUCUGCGUCUGCCUCCAACUCCUCUUCUUCCGCUUCCUCGACCUCCGCAUCAGGAUCAGGCUCGUCGAGUGCCCCCGUUUCUGCUACGAUCACCUCAUCAGCUGUAUCUUCCCGAGCAGCCGCUUCGACAAACGCUGCUGCAGCCUCGGCAGCAGCUUCCGCCUCAGCUUCAGCAUCAUCUGUCAACUCAGGUGCAGGUCGACUUGUCAUCCCUUCGUUGGGCCUGGCAAUGGUACUGGGAGCUAUUGGAAUGUGCCUUUAG
This is a messenger RNA of Kwoniella mangroviensis CBS 8507, 1149 nucleotides long. RefSeq lists its product as uncharacterized. Lineage: Eukaryota; Fungi; Basidiomycota; Tremellomycetes; Tremellales; Cryptococcaceae. The record is from RefSeq and is a predicted model, not a curated record. The transcript is spliced from 5 exons. Bases 1 to 1149 code for a protein of 382 amino acids.